This is a messenger RNA of Cheilinus undulatus (humphead wrasse), 6963 nucleotides long. RefSeq lists its product as uncharacterized. NCBI's taxonomy places the organism in Eukaryota, Metazoa, Chordata, Actinopteri, Labriformes, Labridae. The transcript has 7 exons. The record is from RefSeq and is a predicted model, not a curated record. The coding region runs from base 66 to 2120 and encodes 684 amino acids.
GUCGAUACAUCCUUCCUCUCUCUCUCUCCCACCACACAUACACACGUACGCCGCAGUCAGCCUGCAUGCGUCCGUCCUCACGCCAGCGGGUGGCCGCCUGGCUGCUCACGCUGCCGUUGGGGAGAGGCAGCCGGCUGGAGAUGAUCUCGUUCUGGCUGCUGUGCUGGAAGCUGCUGAGAGCCACCGCCGGCUUGAGGAGGACACCCGCUGAGCUAACUGACGGUAACCACGACAACAGUAGCUCUGGCAACAGCAACCCAGUCAACGAUCCCCCCUCAGCAGAACAGCCCACUGAUCCUGUUACCAUGGAGAUCAGCUCCUCGCCGCCGCUCACCGAUCUGGAGAGCUGGAGCGGCCAGGAAGCAGAGGAACUUCACUACCCAGAGGGCCAUCUGGGGCAACAGCCAAUCACAGGAGAGCAGGAUGAAGAAGAGGUCACAGAGGAAGGAGAGGGAAAAGACGAGUGUGACUACCUAGUUUUUGAUUUGGAGCAGAGGAGAGAAGAAGAAACAAAGGCAGAAGAGAGAGGAGGAGACGACGUCGAGGGGAGAGGAACAGCUGAUGGAGGAGAUGAGAGUAAAACUGAGAGAGACAGAGAGGAGGAAGGAGAAAUUAAAGAAGAGGCAAAAGAAGAAGAGACGGCGGUCCAUGACCUCCUCCUCCAGGAGCAGCCCGACGAGCACAGAGACGACCUGAGCGACUGUCUGCAGGCUGAACUAGCUAUCGUCUACUCAGACAGCGACACAGGGGACGACCAGUGGGCAAGCUCCACCCCUUGUGAUGUCACCAAACAGGGAGAUGCAGGAGAGAGUAAGGUGGAAGAGGGUGGAGGUAGAGAGGAGGAGAGGAAGGCUGAGGAAGACGAGUCUCUGAGGAGUCGGAGGGACCUGUUCCUGAGGUCUCCAUCCUGUAGCUCCACAACCAGUUCCUGUGACCCCGACAGAAGGCUCCCCGCAGACUUCUGCGUUCAUCAGGAAACCCUCAGCGAGAACGUCUCCACUGAGCAUGUCGAUUUCAUGUUAGCCCGCCGCCAGUGGAGGAAGAUGGAGGAGGAGGUGAAAGGUCAGUCCAUCCCCAAACCUGGACUCAAAUCCCCAGGAAGCUUCCAGGGGACGCACUCCUCUCUGUAUCCACCUGCCCGAAGCCCCCGCCUCAAACACAGGGAGAUCCAUCCCCCAGCAUCCAGGGAGCCCCCACUGUCCUCCACUCUCUCCCCCAGCUCAGAGGACUCAGGCCUGGAUGAUUUAUCGUACCGAAGUCCCCUUGAGGAACCGGAAACUGCUGUGGAGCGAGAGAUCCGAUUGACAUUGGAGAGAGAGGAGAGACACCGCCGGGAGAGAGGAAUGAUUGCCCAAGGCCUCAAUAUACCCAGACCAUCCACACUGCAGACAGGAAGAUCUCCACCUAGACCUCCGGCCUGCCGUACACCAACCCUGUCCAUCUCCCCCUCCCCCUCCUGCUCCUCCUCCCUCCCACGGUCCGCCUACCAUGAGAUGACAGCCAAUAACGUCAUCAUCCUGGAGCCUGACGGCACCAGCCCUGCCUCCAGGACCCGCCUCCUCACCUCUGCAAUUGGGAGCCUCUCGGAUUGGCCAGCGAACCAGGAAGCCAUGACCACUGCCAACGUCAUCGUUGUGGAAACGUCUAAUCUAAUCAUUCGCAGCGCCUCUGAGUUCUGCUUAAGCUCCGCCCCCUUGUCCAUGGAAACACAGGAGAGCACGUUCACGUCAAAUCCGUUCUUCAAGCUGCGAUCGCUAAGCAGCCAGUCGUUAGUGGAGCAGGAGAUCCGCAUGGUGAGGCAACGUGAAGAGGAGUGGAGGAGGCAGAGGGAGGAGAUGUGGAGGAAGAGGAGGGAGGAGGAGUGGAAGAGGGGGAGGGAAAGGUACGACACCGUGCUAGUGUCCCCCGGGCUCAACGACAACAUCAGCUACACUGUUCCAGAGGUUCCAGACAGAUGUGUCUCCUCCCCCUCCUCCCCCUCUAGGACCCGCAAAAUGGAACGAUCCAGUUUGUCAUGUGACCAAAAGUACCCCCCGUCUCUCUCCUCAGCACCAAGGCGAAAGAAUACCAUGGCUCAGAGGUGGGAGGCGUCCCUGUUAGCCAAUCAGAAGAAGGAGUGAUCAUCAUCGAAGAUGUUCAGCUGUCAGCCAUGUGAACACCACAAUAAUCCGGUGGGUUCUGACGGGUCAGAGACAUUUAUGAUUAUUGAUAGAUGAAAUGAUGGAUUCAUAAUUGAUGAGGUUUAAAUGAAAGAAAACGUCAGACUGGAUUCUGCACAAUGUCUCAUGCAGUCUACUGUGGAGAAAAACUUCCCUCUGCAGAUGUUUCCUUGAAUAUUUAACACCUUGUGGACUUUGGCUCAUGAGCUGUCACUUUAAAAAUGAUAGUAAUAAUAAAAAAGAAUUCAAAUUGCACUCUUCAUAAUACAGCUGUUCCUGACAUGUGGCCUAUAUUUUAUAUUUGAUGUAAACUUGUAGAGGCACAUGUGAAAAACUGUGGUAUUUUCCUUUAAUGUUUAAUAUUAACAGCACUUUUAUUUAAAUAUGUGAUUGAGCCAUGAAACUAUUCUUUGUUUUUUCUAUAAAUAUUUAUAGCAUCACUGGCUGCACUGAUUUUCAGGCAUUUUCAGACACGGGUUAAAAUUUAGGAGUGUGUUACACCCAUAUUCAAGUACAUUUGACCCAGAAGUCCAGGUAAUGUGUUCAGAUUACACUAUCACAACAUUCUGUCAUGUAUACAUUCUAAAAGUGUGAGAGCCAAAAAUCCUCAUAAAAAUUGAAAAGUAAUGUAAAGUAAAUCUGGAAAAGAUUGCAAAAAGUGGCAUAUAUAGCAGAAUUUUUGUUGAUUUUCUGAAGCCAAAUAUUGUCUUCAGGAGGAACUGAGUUGGAGUUGUAGGACUUGGAAGUCGACUGAGAUGAUGAGUGUGUAUGUGAUAGAAUGUUGGGACUCUCUUGGUGAGAUCUAAGCACAUGUCUCUUGGAGAACAGCACAGCAACAACAGGCAUAGCUAACAUGAUUGGUCAAUCUUCUGCCUGUUUCUUAUUGGUUGGUUCACCAAAGAAUCAAAGAGCAGGAAUAUGUUUUAAGCUAGCAGAGUAAGUUUCGCACAUGAUAAGCCAUGGCAGAUAAAUAUUUUAUUUUUCCACAUUUUGCUGUAAUAACAAAUAAAUUUGGGUUUUCCUGACCUACUUAUUUAUGUUGUUAUUUAAGAUUUUUUAGAAAGCUUUAAUUUUCCUGGUGACAUGAUGAUUUCUUGGGAUCUUUAGAAAACAUUCAAAAUAAAGACGUUAUUAAAGGUGAAAAUAAUUAAAAUCAAAUGUAUGCAUGCAGGUCCUUCUAUGGCUUCUGUAAUUAUGUUCUUGUUUAAGUGCUUGUUUUGUUCUAUACAGAACAGGAUCAGGACCAUUGUUUUUCUUUUUCGAAAUCAAACUUUUUUCAGGUUCAGACUUUUUAUUCAGCAUUCUGACUUGUUUCAUUUAAUUCUUACUUUUUCUCUGAAUUUCAACUUUUUUUUCAGAAUGAUGAUAUUUCUCUCAGAACUCUAGCUUUAAUCUAACUUUGAUCUCUGAGUUGUGACGUUAAUCUCAUAAUUAUUGUUUUGAUCUCAGAUUUCUAACUUUGAUCUCAGAAUUCUAACUUUGAUCUCAGAGUUCUAACUUUGAUCUCAGAAUUCUAACUUUGAUCUCAGAGUUCUAAUUUUGAUCUCAGAAUUCUGACUUUAAUCUCCAAUGCUGUGUUGUUUUUCUUUGAAUGCUGACUUUAAUAAAGGAAAUUUGCCUCAUUUCUCAAUAUUCUGACUUUUUCUCAGAAUUCUGAUGAUAAUCUCAAAAUUCGAACUUUUUCUUUGACAGCUGACUUUAAUGUCAGAAUUCAUUCUUAACUUUCAGAAUUCUCACUUUAAUCUCAGAAUUCUGACUUUAAUCUCAGAAAUAAAAACUGCCUUUUUUUUCUGUCAGAGUUCUGACUUUAAUCUCAAACAUCUGAUGUUUUUCUCAGAAUCAAAACUUUGUUCUAUCAGAAUUCUGACUUUUCCCCAAAGUUAAAAAAUGUGUCUCAAACAGAGUUUUUCAAUGGACUUAUACUCUUCUUUAGUUCUCCCUCUUGUUCACUCACAUGCUUUGUCUGAGGACUGCAAACUGCGAGAAGUCCUCAUUGAAGAUAUGUGAGUUGUUGGAAGGUUUUGUGAAUUUGUUUUUCAGUAUCUCAUCAGGGAGGUGGUGGUGGAUUCUGGAAGAAAAUAAAAUUUUAAUGACAUAUUUUGAAUUUGACAGAGGUUUGUUGAAUUUAGAAGCUGACAGAUAAAUUAAAACAACUAAAGCUAGUUUUGCAAUACAUGAAUUGGGGGCUUGAUUUAGUCCUGUAUUGUUUGAAACUGUCUCCCAUGAAUCAAAAUUGAGGUUUGAAACUCUCCCUGUGUGUCAUCAUCCAAAGGUAUGAAGAACAUGUGAACUCUACUACUGUGUCUGAGGUCACCCUUAAAACGAGGGUCUGUGUCAGUGUAGUGGUCGCAUUUGCAGCUUUGUGUGGCCAUUAGCAGCGGUAGCAUGGUGUGUACGUAUAUAAAUCCAACUGAUGUUAUUGGUAAGGAUUGGUGAUCAAACCAUGUAUAUCGGUCUCUUCUGAAACAGACCGAUAUUAUAAAGAGUAGAUUUUUACUUAUUUUUAUGUCCUGCAAUGUUUCCUACAGAGAUGUACUGUAUUGUAUUUUUGCUGCAUAUAUUUAUAAACCCUGCACUGCUUUGGAUCCUAAAGCUUUAUUUGUAAAAGAAUGACUAUUUGGAAAUGGAUGUCUGCCAUGUUUUCUAAAGGAUGACUCAUGUAUGCUGAGUGUGCAUGUUUGCACAAAUGUGUUAUAAGCCAUCAUUCAUUCAUUACUUAGUGAGAGGUCAAACUACCUUCUAAAGGUUACUCUCUUUUUUUAACUGAUCGACUCAUAUAAUAGAAUUAAAAAGAGCUCAUGAGGGAUCAGAGGAAUUUAAAAUGUAAGAAAUGAUGCAGCAUUACAGUCCUACUGAAAAUCAAUAUUCAAACCCUUUUGAUAGCACUCUGACAAAAAUAGAUGUCCCAGACACCCAUAAUGGAUAAUCUAUUGCUUUAAUUACAUUAAAAAUUGCACUCAAACCUGUGCACAGUACCAUUCUUAAACGAACACUCUAGUACCUUUUUCAAUAAGUGAUAAAUCCUCCAACCUUCAGUACUGAAAAAUGAAGCAAAUGUUGAUUUCCUCAGAAAUCUGCAGUACCUCUCAUGUCCACCAGAGGCUGUCUUAAAGGCAGCAGAAGCCCCAUUCACAGCCAUGUUAAAACCUCCAUUUUUACAGUAGAAAUAAAAAUGUUUACAGCCUGGAUAAAAAAAAAUUUCGGUCAGAAAAAUGUAUGUUUUUAUGGACAGUCAGUGUGUAUUACUGCCAGGGGAUUUUUAAUUUGAAAUGAGAAAUCCAUAAUCAAGAAAUAAACUGUUUCCCAAUAAGUGUUUAAAAUCGGAAAAAAAAGCGCUGCUCUUUGCCUUUCAACUGUUCAUAUCAAACUGGAAAUCAAAACACAAAACAAACUUUUUUUCAUUUUCCAUUUCCUUCCUUUCUAAAAUGAAUUGAAAAAAUAAAGAGGUUUGUUUUUUCCGUCUUUUUCGGGGUAUCUUUUUUUAUUCUGAUCAAAAAAGAUCAAAGAACAGAACGUUGCUGAUGUAACAUGUAACAGCAGGUUUUAUAUAGGGAAGAAAAGAAUGUUACACCAGCAACGUUCUGUUCUUUAGGCUUCCUUUAGUUAUCAGAACACAAAACCAAAAAAAAAAUGGAAAAAAAAACAUUUCACAUUUUUACAAUUCUCUUUAAGGAAAUAGAAAAGGAGACAUGGAAAACAAAAAAGGGAAGCAUUUAUUUGUUUUUGUUUUCCAAACUUAAUUGAGAAAAUAAUGUUAUAUUUUUUAUUGUAAUUUAUUUUUUUUUUCUGAUCAAAAAAGGAAGAUCAAAGAACUGAACACAGGUGAUGUAACAUUCUUUUUUUCAGAACACCUUUUAGCAGGUCAAGUACAGGAAAAAGAAAGUAAUAGCAACCGCAUUUUUUUUUAUUAUUAUUUUUUAGAAACUUUAAAAAGAGAACAGGGAAAAAAAACGAGAAACAAAGUACAAAAGUCAUUUCAUUUUUUCCUGUAUUUUUUUUUUAUUUAUUUAAUAUGAACUAGCUAGGCCAAGGGCAGUUUUUUUUCAAGUUUUCUUACCUAUUUUUAAACAAUAAUUGGGAAACUUGUUUUUGAUAUUGAUUUGUCAUUUCAAAUUAAAAAUCAGUCGGCUGUAAACUACAUUGACCAUGGACGCACUGGAUGUGGUGCUUUUAUAACUCAUCUGUUUUGGUUUGAAGAAUGAUAGGAGUUGUGCAUAAUUAGUGGUGUGGCUGAUAUGACUACAGGCCAGUGUGUUCUAGCUGUUUGUCAGGAGUGUUUUUUAAUUGGCUGCUAUCAUAGAGCGGACUCAAAGGACCGCUUCGGUAAUUAAUGGGUAACACCCCUCUUUCAGUCCUUCCUGUAGUGUAUGGAUCCAUACACUCAGCAUACUCUCUCUCUGAUACACACCUGGAUUCACACCUGUUUAGUUUUAAUCCUGAUUCUCUGAGACUCAUUAUCUCUCCAUGAACACGGCUCGUAGUUUAACAAGACUUUCUAUUUCUGAUAUAAUCUCUGUCCUCACGUUGAUAGAGCUCUGGUUAAUUAACACUGUCUAAAUAUUUAUUAUUGAUAAUAACGUCUCUAUUUUUUUCCUCAUUGAUCCUCAUUCUGUUUGAUUUUAGUUUGUUGGCCUUGACUAAAUCAUGUUUUAUUGACUUGAUCAUGUAUUAUCGAUCCACUCAUGUAUUACUGAAAUAUUCAUGUAUUAUUUACUUAAUAAUAGAAUACUGAGUUAAUAAUGUACUAUUGACUCAAUCAUGUAUUAUUGAGUUUAUCAUAGAUUACUGAGAUGAUCUUUGAUUG